UGCAAAUGUUCAAUUUUGCUUUUGAGCUAAAUCUGUAAAACUGAAGGAAGAAGAAAGGAUAAGAGUUUGAACGCAAAGUGAUCACUGAAACAAACCCAAAAAUGGCAGCUUUGAGUUCUUCCAUGACCAUCUCAUCGCUACAUUCACUUUCUCGCUACGAAAGUUGCUUCCUUUCAUCUCAAUUUUCAAAACCCUUGUUCAUAAACCCAUCUCAGAACAAACCCAGAUUCUCAAUUUCGUUUUGCCUCAAGCAAAGUGAUCGUGACGAGAGCCAAAUUCAACAAGAAUCUGUCCAAGAAGAAGAAGAAGAAGAGUAUUGGGUUGUGACUGCAGUAAGAAGCAGAUACAAUGAGAUUGUUAUAGUCGAUACUGUUUCUUCCAGAUAUCUUCUCCUUGAUUCAACUAAGAAUGUGCAUAGUGUUAUCAAUAAAGGAGGUCAAAAUUGGACUGGAUCUUAUUGGGAUGAGUUUGCGAGUUUGCCGCCUAUUAUCCCUAAUGGUCCCGUUGCAAUCUACGGCUUGGGUGGUGGAACAGCUGCAAGAUUGAUGCUUGAGUUGUGGCCUACAAUGCAGCUUGAAGGUUGGGAAAUUGAUGAAAUUUUGAUUGAGAAAGCAAGAGACUAUCUCGGGCUGUCUGAGCUAGAGAAACCAACAUCAAAAGGCGGUAGACUUUGUGUUUAUGUAGAUGAUGCUCUCUCUCCUUCUCAAGAUGUUUCAGGAAGAUAUGCUGGGAUCAUUGUUGAUUUGUUUGCUGAUGGAAAGGUCUUAGAUCAGCUGCAACAGGUCCCUAUUUGGUUGGAGCUUGCUAGUAGGCUGAUGCCUAACGGUCGCAUUAUGGUGAAUUGUGCGGGAAUCGAAACAGAAUUGCAGAAUGGAAAGCCUCAGUUGUUGUUAGAUGAUUCAGCCGGGAUGUUGAAUUCCACUGUCAAGAUCUUGGCAGAAGCAUUUCCUGGACAAGUUUGCUGGAAGAGAACACCGGAUACACAAGGUCUCAACUUUCUAGCCUUAACCGGAGGCUUACCUGAUCUUAGUGACUGGUCUAAUAAAGUUCCAGUUCGUUUGCGCGAAGUAGUGAAGCAAUGGAAGCUUUAGCAGCAGGUUUCCCAACAGAACAUACAUCUAGAGAAAGUUGUUGUUUUGUUCAAUCUUGGUGCUAUGUGCCUUGAGAUUGGUCUCGACUUCGACUGCAACACCGUUAUUGGCCGUCAUGACUCUUGCCAAGAGUUUAUCUCCGCAGCAAGUUUUUUCGCAUACUUGAGGGACAACGAAUCUUCUAAGGCAUAUAUGACAAUCGAGUGCGCGGGCAUGUUUGAACAGAUGUUGCUCGCACAGGAGCAGGAAUGUGUUUGCGAAAAAAAUUUAAACCCAACCACGACAGAUGUCGUAUGUGCCAGAAUUGCUAGUCAGGUUGCUAUAUACUAUGAGGAAGCUUUUAAAGCUCUGAAUUCUCCCUUUCUCAAGAAUCACUUCGACGAAAGGUGGAAGAUUCAUGUACAACUCAAAGCUGCUCUUUUCUAUUCCGAAGCCUGCGUAAGGCAUGAUGAAAAUGAUACAAUUCCGGCAAAGCUGCAAGGUUGAACUAUGGGUUGUCUCGUCUAACCGAGGGGAGGAAGUCAUCUAAUGAGUGUGACCCUCUGCUCAUAAAAUUGGUUAAGCAGCUUGUUUCAAGAGCGAAAAGGAAUCUGGAGAAGAUUUCCAAUGAUGAGAACAAAGAGAUAAUGCCUGGUCUGAUGCCUGACAUUCCCCCACUUUCAGUAAUUAUGAUUCUAAAAUAACAACUUGACGCAAUCAAUGAGAAAUUGUUUG
Molecule: messenger RNA, 1805 nt
Organism: Arabidopsis arenosa
Lineage: Eukaryota; Viridiplantae; Streptophyta; Magnoliopsida; Brassicales; Brassicaceae
Source: the annotation of a GenBank genome assembly